Messenger RNA from Medicago truncatula (barrel medic), 1775 nucleotides. Its product is annotated as phloretin 4'-O-glucosyltransferase. Gene Ontology annotation, molecular function: quercetin 3-O-glucosyltransferase activity; quercetin 7-O-glucosyltransferase activity. The record is from RefSeq and is a predicted model, not a curated record. The transcript has a single exon. Bases 124 to 1542 code for a protein of 472 amino acids. NCBI's taxonomy places the organism in Eukaryota, Viridiplantae, Streptophyta, Magnoliopsida, Fabales, Fabaceae.
AAUUUGUGUGUAUCUAUGAGAUCCAAAUCAAAAUAAACAAUGGUUGAGUGAGUCCAUUAAUAUAAAUAAAUAAACGUGCAUACAUGCGUGACAAGUCGUGAUACCAAUCUCCCCAUUGCAAUCAUGUCCCACCACCACCACCGCAUCCUUCUGGUAACGUACCCAGCUCAAGGCCACAUAAACCCAGCCCUUCAAUUUGCCAAGCGACUCAUAUCAAUGGGUGCACAUGUCACUCUUCCCAUCACCCUCCACCUCUACCGUCGUUUAAUCCUCCUCAAUCCAUCCAUAACCACCAUCUCCAACCUCUCCAUAACCCCCUUCUCCGAUGGCUACAACGACGGUUUCAUCGCCAUCACAAACACCGACGCUGAUUUCCAUCAAUACACCUCACAGUUCAACACCCGUGGCUCCGACUUCAUCACCAAUCUCAUACUCUCUGCCAAACAAGAAUCCAAACCUUUCACUUGCUUACUCUACACCAUAAUCAUUCCUUGGGCUCCACGAGUAGCUCGUGGUUUCAACCUCCGCUCAGCUAAACUCUGGAUUGAACCCGCCACAGUGUUUGAUAUUCUCUAUUACUACUUUCAUGGUUAUAGUAACCAUAUCAAUAACCAAAACCAAAACCAAAACCAAACUACCAUUGAAUUACCAGGAUUGCCCUUCACACUAUCGCCACGUGACAUACCUUCUUUUUUAUUUACCUCAAAUCCUAGUGUGUUGUCUUUUGUUUUUCCAUAUUUUCAACAAGAUUUUCAUGAACUCGACGUUGAAACCAAUCCGAUAAUACUCGUAAACACCUUUGAAGCUUUGGAGCCAGAGGCACUCAGGGCCGUUGAUACUCAUCAUAACCUCAAAAUGAUUCCCAUCGGACCAUUGAUUCCCUCCGAUACUUCCUUUAGUGGUGACCUAUUGCAACCUUCAAAUGAUUAUAUUGAAUGGUUGAACUCAAAGUCAAAAUCUUCAGUUGUUUAUGUUUCUUUUGGUAGUUACUUUGUUUUGUCUGAGCGACAAACAGAGGAAAUUGCAAGUGCGUUGUUGAAUUGUGGGUUUUCAUUCUUGUGGGUCAUGAGAGAAAAAGAAGAAGAGUUGAAAUUUAAAGAUGAGUUGGAAAAGAAGGGGAAGAUAGUGAAGUGGUGUUCUCAAGUGGAGGUUCUUUCCCAUUCUUCAUUGGGUUGUUUUUUGACUCAUUGUGGUUGGAACUCGACUUUGGAAAGUUUGGUAUCUGGGGUUCCACUAGUGGCAUUUCCUCAAUGGACUGAUCAAAAGACUAAUGCAAAACUAAUUGAAGAUGUGUGGAAGAUAGGGGUGAGAGUUGAUGAUAAAGUGGAUGAGGAUGGAAUUGUAGGAGGGAAUGAAAUUAAAAAGUGUUUGGAAGAGGUGAUGGGAAGAGGAGAGAAAGGAGAGGAAUUGAGAAAGAAUGCAAUGAAAUGGAAGGGGUUGGCUAGAGAGGCAGGGAAGGAAGGUGGUCCUGCAGAAAAGAAUCUAAGGAAAUUUUUGGAUGAUAUAUUGGAGAAUGCAUGCAUGGAUGCGGCUAAAAAUUGAGUUUGGACUAUUGUGUUAUAUCAAUGCUGUAUUUUCUUGCUUCUUUUCUAUGGCUACAAUAAAGAAUGAUGGUGAGGGCUAUAAAAUCCAAAACUUUUGUUGUGCCUGUGCCCUGUGUAAAUCUAGUAUAUGCAUGUCAUUGUCAAUUUAGUAUAUAUUGUGGUUAAUAUCAUCUUUAGAAAUUAACUUGUAUUUACAAGAAUUAAAAAGAAAUCCGCAUCAAUUUUUUUAAU